CUGGAUCAAGACCGACCAAUCGGACUACGGAGUCGGCCUUCGGCAGUUGCCAAUCAGGAACCACUUGCCCAAUCAGCGCAGGGCACGGGCGCUUCCGGCGAUGCUGUCAGGUUGUUUUCCCCUUGUCCUUCCGGUGUGUUGCAGGCGUCGCUGAGCGUGAAUGUGGGUACCGGGAGCGGCGGAAGGAGGGGAGUGGACGGCGGGCAAGACAAUCCCCAGACGGUGCUCAGACCCAACCUGCCGGACGGAGGUUAUGGAACUGAAGGAGCCGGAUGGAAACGAGUGGAAGUACCACGGAGAGGGCAAUAGAAGUUUGGUCGUGUCCCACGUCCAGCACUGCCAAGUAUUGCGGUUCCUUAAGUUUCCCAUUGAACUACCACAGCCAAACAAGGCCUUGGAAGAAGUUCCUCACCGACUAAACAACAUAGUAGAAUUUAGUAAACAUGUGAUGAAGCCGUUAUUGGGAGAUAACUUUGUACAACCUGGGGAAGUUAUACAGUUACCACUGGAUUUUGUGAGACAACUGGCAUUGAAGAUCCAACAAGAAAGGCCGGGAUCACGUUGCAAUAAAGUAAUGGAUGUCUUCAGUGGAUACACAUUAUGCCUUCCGGAUCUCACUAAGUUCCAAACUUCCCAUCACAUAGAAAAACGACCUCCCCUCUGUAUAGAAAUUAAGCCUAAAUGUGGAUUUAUCCCUUUCUCAAGUCACAUUACCAAAGAGAUUAAACGACGUGUUUGCCGUUAUUGCAUGCAUCAGCAUCUUAAGGUGGCUAAUGGAAAGUGGAAGAAGAUGAGCAAAUACUGUCCUCUUGACCUUUUUUCAGGGAAUAAACAACGAAUGUGCAUAGCCUUGAAAAGUUUGUUGCAGGAGCCUCAGAAUAAUUUAAAGAUUUUUAAGAAUGGAGAGUUGAUAUUUGGCUGUAAAGAUGACCAAGAUUGCUUGAUGGAUCUGAAUGAACUUGCUAAUCAUUUGAAAGCAUACUUUUUCCCCACAAACGGUGUGGUUAAUGGACCACAAUGUAUCCGAACUGUUAUCACUGAACUCAUUCAAGUAAUAACAAUGGCUUUGUUAAGUACUCCUGCAGACUCCUGCAGGACAGGCGAUAUGAAGAGAACACGUAUUUCAGAGGAAAUGAGCCAAUGUGAAGCGAGUCAGUUUCGCAGGGACGUUUUAAGAAAUAAUAUUCACUCAGUGGAGAAUUCGGGCUUGCCAAAUGGCUCUGUUCUUUCUCAGAUUCUUCAAGUGCAGAUGCUUGAUAUGAUGGACAUAGAUGGAAUUUAUCCUUUAUAUCUCAGAGUUCAACAGCACUUAGAAGAAUUUCCCAAAGACAGGAGUAGGCUACAUUUAGAUGGGCCUUAUGAUGAAUCUUUUUAUGAAAGUCUAUCAGACUUUUCACAAGAUGAUGAAACAGUGGACUAUGCAGCCCGAAAGAUACAUCAAUACAGGGUUGCUACAACAGCCAAGGAUUGUUCCAUUAUGAUUGCACUUUCUCCUUGUCUUCUGGAGGAACGACCUGAACCAAGUAGCAUAAUUAGGACCUCAAGGACAUCAUUUGCAUAUUCCAUCUCUAUUCUUGAUUUGGACCCCAAACCAUAUGAGAAUAUUGCACACCAGUAUAAGUUAGAUGGGAAAAUCAUAAACUAUUAUUUGCAAAAUACAAGGACCAAGAAAGAUGUUACCAAUCCUAAUGUCUACAGAGGAUAUGAAGAAUGCACAUUAUUUUUUCAUUCUGUUAACACCACUUCUGAUUUCAAAAUUAGCCAAGAUACUGGAUUGCUGACUCUACUUGAGAAACAAUAUAUUUGACUUGAAUGUGAGUUUUUAGGUAAAUUGUUUUUUAAUUCUAUAGUGUAAGCUUUUUACUUUGUGUUUUCAGGUGACUUGAAUUUUGGAUAUGAUUAAUUUCUGUAAAUAUGUAUAAUUUGUUUAAAAAUGUUUUAAUAGUAAAUAAGUUUAAAAUAAUGGUCUUCAAUUAAAAUUGUUACUGUUCUAGCUGCUGGCUGACAAGCAACAUUUUAGAAUUGGACAAAAUAUUUUAGUUCGAAUGGUUGGCAAUCAUACCUCCAAUGUUUAGUGCCAUUUGAAUUUACACUUGUAAGUAAUAUUUAACUGGAUUGGAGAUGUUUUGCAGUUCAGUUAGUGCAGACAUCUCCAAUUGUACUUUCUAGAUAUUGAAAGUGAUCAAUCACUGUUCAUCGUUUUGUUCCUAUUACAUGACCCAUCAGUUUUUCAAAAUAAGAUUUCAAUAACUUGACAUGAAUAUUAAUGGACUUUAAGAGCAUUGUGAAUGUGGCUGAGUAGUUUGGACCUGUGGUUUUUAUCUGUUGCCACUUAGCUUGAAUAAUUGAUUUAUUUAGUAUUUAAAUUGUGUUGAAUCAUUUUUUUUAUUGACAGAACCAACAAGAGGGUGAGAAGAUAUGCUUCAUAAUACAUGUAUAUAAUCUCCAACUGCAGUAUUCUACCUUAUGGAAUAGUGUGGAUAUGGCCUUUUGAAAAGAUAUAACAAGCAAUUUCCUACUUGUUUAUGACUAUAGUGCCUUGUGUUAUUGUGAGACAUUCAAAGGUUACUGAUUUGCAAACAUCCCAUUGAGAAUUUUAAUUUGAUCUGGUCCUGAUUUACUUGUAAAAAUGUCAAUUACAACUGAUAAUGUAUUUUGUCAUUGGUACUAACCACUAUUUCAUUAUGUACUUGAGUUACUAUAUACUCAGCACUUAUUAAAAGCUGUGAAUUGAACUGCCAUUGUAAGAAUAAACUUAACUUUCAAAUGUAGUUUCCUUAAUUUCGGACUACUACGUGACAGAUGACUUGUAGAAAUCUUGUACAAAUGCAAUAGAAAUGUCCCAGUAUUUGUAAAUAUUCUUUGGCAAUUUAUAUUUAAAUGCAUAUUUAUUUUUAUGUGACAGUGCCAUAGGAGAAAUUAAUUGUAGUUGUGGCAUGUCCUGAUGUACUAGUACACUUAAUAAAUGAGUAGAAUGGA
Hypanus sabinus (Atlantic stingray) is the source of this 2979-nucleotide messenger RNA. It is a transcript of the gene ippk, whose product is annotated as inositol 1,3,4,5,6-pentakisphosphate 2-kinase. The record is from RefSeq and is a predicted model, not a curated record. Bases 161 to 1807 code for a protein of 548 amino acids. Gene Ontology annotation, cellular component: nucleus. Lineage: Eukaryota; Metazoa; Chordata; Chondrichthyes; Myliobatiformes; Dasyatidae. The transcript has 14 exons. Gene Ontology annotation, biological process: inositol phosphate biosynthetic process. Gene Ontology annotation, molecular function: ATP binding; inositol-1,3,4,5,6-pentakisphosphate 2-kinase activity.